AUUACGCAACAACUACAACAGAAUGCCGCUGGUCAAGGUCAGAGACGACCACCGCCCCCCCAGGUGGGUCAAAUAACGGAAAAUCUUCUGCAGGAUUUAGAUGAUGAACCCCCGCUUAUUAAAUUAGGGGACGCAUCAGUAGCAGCACCUUUUACAUCCAAACUUUCUAAUGUUUCAGCAAUCACAAAUAUUGUACGCCAAGGCCGUUGCACACUGGUCGCCACUAUUCAGAU
Molecule: messenger RNA, 233 nt
Organism: Acaulospora morrowiae
Lineage: Eukaryota; Fungi; Glomeromycota; Glomeromycetes; Diversisporales; Acaulosporaceae
Source: the annotation of a GenBank genome assembly